Lynx canadensis (Canada lynx) is the source of this 1957-nucleotide messenger RNA. RefSeq lists its product as uncharacterized. The transcript is spliced from 7 exons. The record is from RefSeq and is a predicted model, not a curated record. Bases 121 to 1032 code for a protein of 303 amino acids. NCBI's taxonomy places the organism in Eukaryota, Metazoa, Chordata, Mammalia, Carnivora, Felidae.
CCAGGGGGAUUGGCUAGAACGGUCGGGGCGGUGGCUGCGGCUCGCGGAGAGAGGCUGCGUAGGCUCGGCGGCUGUGGGAAAGAGAGCAGGCCACCCGAGCCAGCCCGCAGCGCCUCUCGGAUGGAGGUCCUUGACGAGUUCGACAGCGAGUUCUCCCAGAGCGUGACCUUCUGCCAGCUCAUCUCCGAGGAGGACUUCGAGAGGCAGGCGGCCACCUACACGGAGCGCGCGCUGCGCCGCCUCUUUCGCAGCAUCGACCGCAACCCCGCGCUGGCCGAGAGGGUGGUGCGCAAGGGCAAGCUGGCCGAGUACGAGGGGCGCGGGCUCCUCUCCUUCCUCUGGGCGAAGUUUUUCUGUGCAGUCCAGGGGGAGCUGAAUUGUUGCAACAGCAUGGGUGCCCUGGAAAUGCACCAGCGCCUGGAACAGCUGAAGAGGAGCAUCCACCGCGUGCACCUCUACUCCCAGGAUGCCAAGAAGAAGAGAAGAAAGCCAAAACUGAAGAAACCAGAACCCAUCCUUUUGCAAGACCAGUCCACCUCCCCAUGCCUGCCACCAACCGUGCUGCCACCUCCACCACUGCCAUCCACUGCUACUACCGUGGCCUCCAUGGUGGCCUCAUCACCGUCUGUCUACACUAUGCCUAGGGUCUUUGGCCCCUUCCCUCCUCUGCCCAGCAAGUCGAUAGAGAAGUUGGAAGUUACAAGGUCCGAAGUGAAAUUAAACUGGGCUGGCCUGUCAUCGAACCCAAAGAGCCACAUGGUUGAUCUGACCCCCUUGGUCCUCAACCCCGGAGGCUUCCAUUUCUCGUACUUGGCUGGAAACAGUGCACAUCAGCUUCAUUGCCCUGGCUACCCCUGGACCUUGGCCUGUAGUGGCUCCCCCAACACCAAGGAGACACCAUCCCCUCCUGUGAAGACUUCCAUCUUCACCCCGCCUGUCUUGCUCAAGUUCCAGCCUGUGCCAAGACCCAAAGAUGACUCUGAGAAUGACCCUAGCAGCACGGAGUCUGUGCCCCACAAGAGGGGUCCGUAACCUCUUUUCCUACAGACCACGGCUAGAUCAAUGAAUAAAGUUCCCAUGGAGGUGCCUUACUUGUGCUGGGCUCCCUAAAGGCUGUGCAGUCCCUUGGGCUUCGUCCUGCUGGAAGAGUUUGUCAGAAUAGUGCAAGCCAGAGGCCCUUUAGUCUGAGCCUGCAUACAGUAAUUGUUCAGGUCAGUGCUACUGUGAAGUCCCCUUGCUUGUUCUCUAACUUGGGAAUUUAGCCAUGGCACUUUGAAAGAGAAAUGAGUGAGGAGACAGCACUGCCCUUCUCUACAGUGACUCUGUGGCCCCUUUGAGCUUCACUUGACCUCACUGAAUUGCAGUUCCAUCAUUUUUUCCUACACCUGGGCUCUAAACUCAAGCCUUAUCUGGGUGCAGGUUUAGAAACAGUGAUCUGUUCCCUCCCUGGAGGAAAAUAAGCUGGCAUGUUAGUUUCCAACUUGGCACCUCCCUAAGGAAUUUCAGAGAUGUGACUCUUGUUGCUUUACACACCAGCCUUAGAGUCAAACCUGCAUGUGAGACAUGAGCCCUCACAAAAUGCUUAAUGACUGCUGGACAUUAGCAGAUACUUGUUGAACCCUUGUGUAUGCUCCACACCUUGCUUGGGACUGGAGAUAAUAAACCAAGCAGUUGGUGUCCCUGCUCUUAAGGAGCUUACAUCCUAUCCUCCUCUGUGUGUGUGUGUGUGUGACUGUAUGUGUAACCAGUGCAUCCGAUUAAUAACACGGUUAUAAAUUGUGAUAAGCCCUAAGGAAGCUGAGUUGGACAUGUAUGCAGUGGGUGGUCAGGGAAGAUCUCUCUGAGGAGGUGACAUUUAUGUUGAAACGUAGAAAAACAUAAGGAGGCAGCCAUGAAAUGAGAAAGGGCAAGGACCACUGGCUCUGGGUGACUAGAUAGCGGUACAGUUGUGGCAAGG